CCGGCCAGGGAGCGGCCUGCGUGAGGACGGCCGUAGCGGUGACGUCACGAUCCGGGGUCCCGAGUUCUGUGAGGAGACGGAGCAGAGAGGUCAGAGGUCACAUCGAGAGUCCGCCCGGCACCGAGGAUCCCGCGGUGGAAUCCUCCUCCUCUGAGCGCCCACAAUGCACGCCCGCCUGCUGGCAGACUUCCGCAGCCACAUCAGAUGGCGGGGCUGGCGGUGCGUGUGUGCACAACAGCGCUCCGCCUCCACGGAGGUCCAGCCCCUCCCCCCUCGGGCCCAAGUGGUCAUCUGUGGAGGCGGCAUCAUGGGGGCAUCUGUGGCCUACCACCUGACUAAGCUGGGCUGGCAUGACAUCCUGUUACUAGAACAGGGCAGGUUGGGUGCCGGUUCCACGCGGUUCUGUGCCGGGGCAGUGAGUACCGUCAAACACAUCUCUAUAGAGACUGAAAUGGCCGAAUAUUCCAACAAGCUUUACCAGCAGCUGGAGGCGGAGACUGGAGUGCCGACAGGGUAUACCAGGACGGGCACCAUUCUCCUGGCUCAGACGCAGGACCGACUCAUCUCUCUGCGGCGGAUAGUGUCACGGCUGAGGAUGAAGGGAAUACCAUGUGAGAUCAUUACACCAAAGAGAGUAGGGGAACUCCACCCCCUCAUUAAUAUUCAUGAUCUGGUCGGCGCCAUGUACGUGCCGGAGGAUGCUGUGGUGUCCACUUCGGAUGUGACGCUUGCCAUGGUGACUGCUGCCCGAAGUAAAGGUGCUCAGGUCCAUGAACUUACUACGGUCAACCACGUUCUGGUGGAGAAAGGCCAUGUCAGCGGAGUGGACACAGACCGAGGCCAGGUGGAGUGCGAGUACUUUGUGAACUGCGCAGGACAGUGGGCCUAUGAGCUCGGCCUGUCCAAUGAGGAGCCUGUCAGCAUCCCGCUGCAUGCCUGCGAACACUUCUACCUCCUGACCCGCCCCCUGACCAAGCCCCUGAUGGAGGGCACACCCACUGUGGUGGAUCCAGACGGCAGGAUUUAUAUCCGCAACUGGCAAGGUGGAAUCCUGUCUGGAGGCUUCGAGAAGAACCCCAAACCCAUCUUCACCGAAGGACGCAACCAGCUGGAGAUUCAGAACCUGCAGGAGGACUGGGACCAUUUCGAGCCUUUACUCAGCGCUCUGCUGCGUCGGAUGCCAUCCCUGGAAGCACUGGAAAUCUUACGCCUGGUCAAUUGUCCAGAGUCCUUCACCCCCGAUAUGCGGUGUGUGAUGGGUGAGAGCCCUACGCUAGCCAAGUAUUUUGUGCUGGCCGGGAUGAACUCUCAGGGCUGCUCACUGGGAGGCGGUGCUGGCAGGUUCCUUGCAGAAUGGAUGGUCCACGGUUACCCUCAAGAUAACGUAUGGCCUCUGGACAUCAAGCGCUUUGGGGCCCUUCAGAGCAGCAGGACCUUCUUGCGGCACAGAGUAAUGGAGGUCAUGCCACUGAUCUAUGAUCUAAAGGUUCCACGAUGGGACUUCCAGACUGGACGGCAGCUGCGCACCUCCCCCCUCUAUGACCGACUGGAUACCCAGGGGGCCCGAUGGAUGGAGAAGCACGGCUUCGAGAGGGCCAAAUAUUUUGUACCUCCUGGAAAAGACCUGCUGGCCCUGGAUCAAAGUAAAACCUUCUACAAGCCGGACUGGUUCGAUAUUGUCGGCUCGGAGGUGAAGUGCUGUAAGGAAGCCGUGUGCGUCAUCGACAUGUCGUCCUUCACUAAGUUCGAGAUCAGUUCUCCAGGGGAACAGGCGCUGGACAUCCUGCAGUAUCUCUUCUCCAAUGAUCUGGAUGUCCCCGUGGGGCACAUCGUUCACACCGGGAUGCUGAAUGAGCGCGGAGGAUACGAGAACGACUGCAGUAUGGUGCGGCUCAAUAAGCGCAGAUUCUUCAUGAUCUCCCCUACAGAUCAGCAGGUCCAUUGCUGGUCUUGGUUGAAGCAGCACAUGCCCAGUGACAGUGACUUACUGUUGGAGGACGUCACCUGGAAGUACACCGCUCUGAACCUGAUUGGUCCACGUGCCAUGGAUGUACUGUCUGAGCUUUCCUACACUCCCAUGACACCCGACCAUUUCCCAUCUAUGUUCUGUAAGGAGAUGAGCGUGGGCUACGCGAACGGUAUCCGCGUCAUGAGUAUGACCCAUACCGGAGAGCCGGGGUUCACGCUGUACAUUCCCAUUGAGUACGCAUUACAUGUCUAUAAUGAAAUAAUAAGCGUGGGACAGAAGUAUGGAAUCCGUAACGCCGGUUACUACGCCCUGAGGAGUCUACGCAUUGAGAAGUUCUUCGCCUUCUGGGGUCAGGACCUGGACGCCUUCACCACCCCGAUGGAAUGUGGGCGUGAAUUCCGAGUCAAGCUGGACAAGGGAUAUGACUUCAUCGGCCGGGACGCCUUGCUGCAGCAGCGGGAAGAGGGCAUCUUUAAACGGUUCACUAUGUUCAUCUUGGAAGAUCAUGACACAGACCUGGACUUGUGGCCCUGGUGGGGGGAGCCCAUCUACCGCAAUGGGGAACUUGUGGGCAAGACCACCAGCAGUGCCUAUAGCUACACCCUGGGCAGACACGUGUGCCUGGGCUUCAUUAACGGCCAGGACCCCGUCACCCCCGAGUUCAUCAACCGAGGACAGUACGAAAUAGAAAUCGCUGGACAAAGAUUCCAGGCCAAAGCCAAGCUUUACCCCUUCAGUUCGCUGUUCACCCAGAGACGCCGCAAAGAAGACCUGGAAAUGGGGUACUGAGCUGGCCUUGGGCUCGCCAACAGACACACUGAGCUGGAAGAAGGGGUAUCUAGAGCUGCGGAUCGGCAUGGAGAUGGUAUGAGCACAAUCCUGGCCUUGUGGAGUACGGAGUGUGCUCAUAAAUCCUUCUAAUGUCAGAGGCCAGCAGGGAGCUGCCCGUCCUGAAAUGUGGCCCCUGGGACCCCGACAGUGCUUAUUGCUGAAUAUGAUUGGGUCACUGAUGAGCACAGUGUGUGAAUAAUACACCUGCAGCAUCUCUGAGUUCACCAUACAAAGUUCAAGACGUCCAGCACUCUUCUGUGCGCAAUUUCCAGCCUUGCGCUAUUACCUCUGCAGAUGCCAAGAGGAGCACCAUAGGGCUGGUGCCAUUUUGCAGCUCCAUUUUUAGGAAAAUCCUUUUCAGACAAAGUGUGUUGGAAUAUCAGCCAGCUAUGUUCAUAAAAGGGAAACGCUCGCUGUCCAUACCAUGGCGACAUUUUGAUAUCCUUCUGCAACAGUCAAUGGCUCCCAAUCAUUGCUCUGUAAUCUUCUUCUCUGUUCAGUAAUUCCAUUCAAUACAAUGUCACUGUGCUCUGGGGCUCUGCUGGGCAGAUUCUCCCCAUCCCUGGUUCAGCUGUGACUGGCUGAGAGUUCAGCUUUGCAGCCGAGUGACUGUUGUGCCCAUCUUUAUCUAUCUGUAGAGAUAUAUACGGAGGGUUUAGUCACUUGGCUGAAAAAGCCAAGGUCAGCCAGUCAUAGCUAUACCAGCAAUGGUCAGCAAUAAAGGCUCCUCCCCGCCCCCCCCGCUGCAGGCUACUUUCACACUUUAAUCGCCGCAAAAACAUGGAAACCCGCACCAAGGGUGAUUUCUUAUUUAUUUUUGCCACGUUUUCUAUUGCUUUCAAUGGGGAGGUUUUUUUUUAUGCGUUUAUUUUUUUUUUUUUACCAUUGAAGGACCCAGCUUUUUCCUGACAUUUGUUGUGUACAAGUAAAAAACAAAAUCAUAAUUUGUUGCUUGAAAAUUACUUGGAACUCCCAAACAUUAUUUUUUUUUUCCC
Messenger RNA from Rana temporaria (common frog), 3795 nucleotides. RefSeq names its product pyruvate dehydrogenase phosphatase regulatory subunit (gene PDPR). Bases 164 to 2758 code for a protein of 864 amino acids. The transcript has 18 exons. Gene Ontology annotation, molecular function: oxidoreductase activity; protein binding. Lineage: Eukaryota; Metazoa; Chordata; Amphibia; Anura; Ranidae. The record is from RefSeq and is a predicted model, not a curated record. Gene Ontology annotation, cellular component: mitochondrion; cytoplasm; mitochondrial matrix.